CCGUGCCGAGCUCGCCUGGCUGGGCGGCGCCGCCCCGAGCCUGCCCUAAGGGCUGGGGGACCGCCAUGGCUCCCCCGCGGAAAGGCGAGUUGAGCCCGGAGGAGAAGGAUUUGCUGGGAGUGAUCGCUAAAGGGAAUGUUGAAGAGGCUGGAAGGCUGCUGGGCAGCAAGAAUGUCCAUGUCAAUUGCUUGGAUGAGCAUGGCAUGACUCCUCUAAUGCACGCGGCCUACAAAGGGAAAGUAGACAUGUGCAGGUUGCUCUUGCGACAUGGAGCUGAUGUUAACUGCAAUGAACACGAACAUGGAUACACUGCCUUGAUGUUUGCUGGGCUUUCAGGAAACAAAGAAAUCACCUGGAUGAUGUUAGAGGCUGGAGCUGAGACUGAUGUUGUCAAUUCUGUGGGAAGGACAGCAGCUCAGAUGGCUGCUUUUGUGGGUCAGCAUGACUGUGUGACCAUCAUCAACAACUUCUUUCCACGUGAAAGGCUGGACUACUAUACUAAACCACAAGGCUUGGAUAAAGAACCAAAACUGCCAGUAAAGUUAGCUGGGCCGCUCCAUAAAAUUAUUACUACCACAAAUAUGCAUCCUGUUAAGAUUGUGUUGCUGGUAAAAGAGAACCCUCUAUUGGCCGAAGUAGAAGCACUGCAGAAAUGUUACAGGGUUUUGGAUCUAAUUUGUGAGAAGUGCAUGAAGCAGAAAGAUAUGAAUGAAGUACUUGCUAUGAAAAUGCACUACAUCAGUUGCAUCUUCCAGAAAUGCAUCACGUUCUUAAAAGAGCGAGAGGAUAAACUAGAUGGAUUUAUCAAAAGUCUCUUGAAAGGGAGAGAUAAAGAUGGUUUCCCUGUAUAUCAAGAGAAGCUAAUUCGAGAAAGUAUCCGAAAAUUUCCUUACUGUGAAGCUACAUUGCUCCAGCAGCUCGUGAGGAGUAUUGCUCCUGUUGAACUGGGUUCUGACCCUACAGCUUUUUCUGUACUUACACAAGCUAUCACUGGCCAAGUGGGUUUUGUGGAUGCUGAAUUCUGUACCACAUGUGGGGAAAAGGGAGCAGACAAAAGAUGUUCAGUGUGUAAGAUGGUGAUGUACUGUGACCAGAACUGCCAGAAAAUACACUGGUUUACCCACAAAAAAGUCUGCAAGACCUUGAAGGAAAUUCAUGAGAAACAAGAACUAGAAGCUGCCAAAGAGAAAAGGAAACAAGAAAAAAAGCAAAAGAAAGAUGAAGCACAACCAGAAGAGGCUGGUUCUACAAGCGAAGAACAGUCAGCUCCCAGCCCAGAUGCUACCAAAGAAGCAGAUCCAAAUCCAUGGAUCCAGACUGCCCAGACAGAAGAAACUGAACUUACCAAAGAGUCAGAAGCACAAGUCCCACGUCCUGACAGCCCGCUGCAAAGUGAGACUGGCUUAGCUGACAUUGCUCUUCAAAAAAUUCAGGAUUCUGAGGAAUAGGAAAGCUGGGAAGGGACUGAGUGUUCUGGUAAAAUCCCUCUACCCCAGCAGUCAUAAAGAAAUUUUUAUGCUGACCACCUAUGAGUUCUUUACAGCAUGGCUUUUGCAAGGCUUCCUGUAAAUGACAGCAUAGCUUCAUUCAUCUUGAGAUGAAAUACUGGCUAGUUUGUCUUCAGGUUCUGUUGUAGAUUGUAAAAAUAGAUAUUUAUUAUCUGAUGAAAACUAGAGUGACAUAGAUCCAGCUAUAUGUAUACCAGCUGUAAGCACAGUAAAAUCUAUGAGCAUCUGAUCAAACAGCCACUUAAGUUUGGGAGUAUUCAUGGUUUCAGAACCUGAAAAUUAUUUUAAAUAUAAUUUUUAAGACUUUUUUUUUUUCCCAAGAGUACACAGAAUUACAGCUAAAAGUAUUGGGAAGCCAGAACCCCUUUAUGAAGCUUUAUUUAAAGGAAUUCAGUAGCAGUUAAGCUUCUGAAGAUACUCAUCUGAAUUCUCAAAUUUUCAUGAAAUUACUGUAAAUACUUUGACUAUAAGUGCACAACAGUAGUGUGUGGUGGCAAUUUUAUUAAGUGAUACAGCUGUUUUCUAAGUCUCAGACUGACUGUGAAAUGUGUGUGUUUCAAGAGAUUGAUUUCAUUAUUUAUUUGCUCAAAUAUAUUCCGAGCUUAUUAAAGUUUGAUGAAGGGAACACCAGUAGGAUUUUAACUAUUGUGAAUGUUACAAGUAAUGGUUUCUAAAUCUCUGCUUUCUGGUAAAGACGCCUUAGCGCACACUGGGAUGUAUAUGAAUGAUUUCAUAAACAUAUGAGAUGUUUAAUAUUUUACAUGCUGAACCUGAUCACAAUUAAAUGGGACCAUUUAUAAACUACAAUUGGUAAAUUGUAUCAAUGCCAUUUAUGCUAUUGAUGUUUCACAUUGGCUUUCGACUAAAUACUAUACUGUAAAAACCAGCAUCCCUUAAAUGUUAUGUUUUCACUCAGUUUUACGUUUUCUCAUGAAAGAAGGGAAUGUCAUGACCUGAAAUCCUACUUGCUGCAUAAAGAUGGUAGAAUUUUAUAUUCUCCAGUUGUUGGAUGAACAAUAUGUUUGGAAUACAGCAAUAUCCUUCAACAUAGAGGAAUAAAUAAGCCACCUUCCACAUAGAGGAAAAAUGCUAUUAAUUUUUUACUAUUUAAUAUAUUGAACAUUUUUGUUUAUUAUUCUUGAAAUUUUAAGAGGAUGUAUAAAUGCAGGGAAUGUACCUUUGGUAUGAUCAAGAGUGUUUUCAUUUCAAGGAUUAGAAGAAUAAAACGUGAAUAAUAAAGGGAAAGUUUUCAAAGACGA
Messenger RNA from Lagopus leucura (white-tailed ptarmigan), 2767 nucleotides. It is a transcript of the gene ANKMY2, whose product is annotated as ankyrin repeat and MYND domain containing 2. The transcript has 10 exons. Lineage: Eukaryota; Metazoa; Chordata; Aves; Galliformes; Phasianidae. The record is from RefSeq and is a predicted model, not a curated record. The coding region runs from base 66 to 1448 and encodes 460 amino acids. Gene Ontology annotation, molecular function: protein binding.